GCUACGUCUAGCUCUCUAGCCGUCUAGUCUAGCAUGGUGGUACAUAAAAUCCACAACAAUGGCUACCUCCACUUCUAGUGAUGAUAGCAUACCUAUUGAGUUAAAAGAAAAAUUAGCUGCCUUUGAUACACAUUUAUCUGAAUUAGAAGUUGGUCUUAACCCCAUCUUAUCUAUAAAUCGGACUGCAUUAAUUGAAAAGGUACGUGAGUAAUGCGUAGAGACUAAUAAAAUAAUGAUAAUGUAUUUUGAGAAAUUUGUUAUUAUUACAUUACUCAUUACUAUUUAUUACUAUUACUAUUAGUAAUAAUUAGUAUUAGUAAAAAGUAUUAGGCUACCCGUAGGCUACCCAAUUUAGGACCUAAAAACGAUGUGUGUGAUUACGUUCCUGUUCUUCACUGUGUCACUGAGCAUUACUCGCGUCGCAAACUAAAUCUAAUGAUCGAUAGACGAUGCGGUUAAUAUGAAGGUGCCAAUAUUCUAUAUUAAAAUGACAUUUUCCAUAAAUCUGUACAUGGCUUAUGGGACUGGGGAGUGGUUAAAUACCAAAAUAAGAAAUAAAAAUCUUCUGGGGAGUGGAGACACCCCCCCCCCCCUUAAAAAAUAUAAAACAAGACAACAGAAAGUGAACACAACAUAAAUGUCGAAUUCUUUUGAAUACAGAGUUGUAGACGGAAGAUGACCGACAUGGAGUAAAAUGACAUUUUCCAUAAAUUUGGACAUGGCUUAUGGGACUGGGGAGUGGUUAAAUACCAAAAAAAAAAAAAAAAAUCUUCUGGGGAGGGGAAACCCCCCCCCCCCCCCCCUUAAAAAAUAUAGAACAAGACAACAGAAAGUGAACACAACAUAAAUGUCGAAUUCUUUUGAAUACAGAGUUGUAGACGGAAGAUGACCGACAUGGAGGAAUCUCUGUUGUCUAGUAUAGUCUAAGUCUAUGCCUAUAGAUGGAACACAUCUCAUCAUCAACCUUAAAUUACCACUAACCCAAAAUCAACCAUUUCUACCUUUUAAUUUUUAUAUUUAAUGUGUUUCAUUUAAGUUUUAACUCUUAAAGUCUUUUAUUUCUUUUAAUUUCAUUUGUAUGUUGUACAGAAAUUGUUCUUCUUUUUCUUCUUAUGCCUUGGCAUAGGCCGUCCACAACAAAUUUCCAUUCAUCACGGUCCUGUGCUUUCCUCUCCAAUUGCUUCCAGGUGUAUCCCAUUCUUUGUGUCUGGCUCUAGCUCAUGUCUACAUGUAUUCUUUAACCUUCCUCUCUUUCUUUUUCCCCUGUGGAUUCCAUGUUAGGGAUUGUCUGCUGAUGCCUGAGGCCAAAGUUAACUGUCCAGCUUGUAUCCAUCUUGUUUUACAGAUGCCAAUCGGUGUAAGUUUGUAAGUUCGUAUUGCUGCCGCGACCUGUGCAGCUUUCCCUUUUUCAUACAUGGUUCUUAUGUUCCACGUGUCUAUGUUAGUUUCCUUUCAAAGGAGGGUCUUUGGCUUUGAGACUUCACAUGUAGCCUGGGUUUGGUCGCAAGGCUUCAUAGCUCUUCUUGAAGAAGAGCCCUCUCUUCUCAGGGCUGAAAUUUUUUGUUUUUUUCUUGUUGGCCUUUCCUUAGCAAUAGGUUUUUAGGGGCGAGGUAGCUGGCCUCAGGCCAAGCCUCCUCCUUUUGCACCCGGGCUUAGGACCGGCUUUGGCAUUGUACAUAAAUUGUUACUUUACAUCAAUUUUUGUUUUUUAGACAUGCAAAUAUGAUCUUCGUUAAUGCAAAAAAGAUAACGUAGGGCUGAGUGAAAAUUAAGCCUAGCAACUUUAUUGUAUCUCUCAGAUGUGGGAAAAGCUGCUGCCUAUCUGCGAUUACACCCUUGUCUCGCAUAGUCUCAGUUGUGUGUAUGUUUACAUACUGCCUACUGCAAUUGUAGACAUUUAUGGGAAAUUUUAGUAUUUUUAGAAAAGUGCAAUGGGCAUAGCCAUAGAUUUAUCCUUAAACAGCUAAUAAGUCUGUUCUAAUCUCUAUUUCCCAUAGCUCUGGAAUACAAAAAAAAAAUAUUUGAACCUGCUUCCUCUCGAGUCAGAGAUAAUCAAUGUUGCCAUUGCAGCACAGGGCAGACUCCCUUCUAAAAUGCUAUGAUUUAGCCAUCCCCUUGUCAUUGAAUAAAUUAUUCAAACAGUCUUUCAUAACUUGUAAUUUUAUUCCUGGUGAAGUAGAAAAGUAGAAUUUUUGCAUUUAACAUUUAUGUGCAAAAAUCAUAAUGAUUGAAUGUAAUAGAAGCAAAGAUUUAUAAACACAAUUAGCACAAAAAAUGAUAUGUUUUUUUUUUUACUGACUUAACACUUAAAAUUUAAGUUAGAUAAUACAGCCUAUAUUAUGUAGGAUUUGGAGCUACUAUUUACAUUUUAGAUUCAAUAUUUAAAUGCAAAAUAAUUAUGUUAUUGAAUUUUUUCAGAUGGACCCCUUAGAUGCUGCCAAAACAGAUUUAGUUGCAGCAUAUGCUAUCAAUUCAUUAUUCUGGAGUUAGUAUAUUUUUAUGUUAUUCUUUUCUUAAGAUAUCUAAAUGUAUGCAUUCAUUUAAAAAUAAACUUUAUGUGAUGUUAUAUCAAACUUGUCUUCUAAUAUUAAUAUGAGGUGAAAAUAUAGAGGAGCUUUUUAUUAAAAUAAAAUUUUUAACAAGUCUUUUUAUUUAUACUAUAAUAAGUAUAUAAAUAUAAUGUACGAAAUCUUAUCAUGUUUAAAGCAACCAUAGCUAUUAUAUUAAAAAUCUGUAAAAUUAAUUAUAUAUAACUGAACAAAAUACCUUGAGUAUUGCUUCAUUUGUCAUUUAAAAUCUUAAUUAACUAUCUCCUACAAUAAACUGCUGAUGUCAUAAAUAUAUCUCCUUAACUAUUUUUAUCUACUAGGCUUCAAGUCUUUUUCUUUCCUGAUAAAAUUUACCCUUAAUGAAAAUUAAAAAACUUGCCUUAAACUUAAACAAUAAGAAUUUAACAUUUACUGUUGUAGCAAAUUAUCUAUUAUAGCUGAAUAUGUGGCAUCAAUUAAGAAGAACAUAAUUUUUUUCUGGAAGAGAUAUUAUUGAAAGUUUUACAAUUAUUCAUAAAAUAGAAAACACAUAGAUAGCAGAUGUCAUUAUGAUUACAAAUAAAAGUAGUAGAUUAAUAACAUAGAUUGUAUGAUUUAUUUAUUGAAACCCAUUUCAGUGUACAUGAAUGUGUGUGGAAUGAACCCAAAAGAUCAUGCUGUCCGACAAGAACUGGUAAAGGCACAUUUAUGAUGUCAUUAAAUUUUUGUUGUUCUUUUAAGUUUAUUCAGAGUUUAAGAACGCAUUUUAUAUUAUUACCAAAAUUCCUUUAAAUUACUUGUGUACCUCUAAUUAUUAAAUUAAUAUUUAGACUAUUUUUAAGUCUAUAUUCUGUGUAAAUUUUAAUUAUUUUAUAGUAAAAUAUAAAAAAAACAAAAGCUUUUUAUGAUAUCCAAUCAAGUUUAGAUGAAAAAGUAAUCUUUGGUGUGUUUUAAAGAUUCAAUAAUUAUUUUUAUGCAUUUUAUCUGCAUAAGUCAUUUGAUUUUAGAUGCAAGUUGUACUUUUAUUUAAAUGAGUGGUUGAAAAUGAAAAUGUUUUUACUUGCACAUUAGACACGGAUUCAAAGCUACAUGCAAAGGGUCAAAGAAAUUGAAGACAAGAAGAAAGCACCAAAGCUUGAUAAAGAGGGUGCUAAAAGAUUUGUGAGGAGUGCUUUGUGGCAAGCUGCACAGAAGAAACAUGAAGGCAAGGAACCCUAAUAUAUUUUGCUCAUUCUGUUUUAUUUAAAAAUAAUAACUAUAAAAACAUGUGGAAAUUAAGUACUAAUGUGAUAAUAAGAUGUAUAAUAUAGAAGGAUUCCAGUGACCAUUCUAUGUAGCAUAGAGUCAGCCACUAUAUUAAAAAUGUAGGCUUAUAGAGCCUAAUCCAGACCUGUUUACUCUUACGAUUUUGGCGUACAAUGUACGAUUUUCAGGUGUUUACAUUAUAUAUACUGCAUGUUUUUUUUACUAUUAAAAUAAUGUAUUGAAAGAUUUUGUGAUGAUUUUGUACGAUUUUAAAAGUUUGAAAGUAAACAGGUCUGCUAAUCAAUAAAGCAAGUUAUCAGAUCAUGCAAAUUAAAAAAAAAAAAUUUUUUUCAGAUAAAGACAUCUCUACCUCUGCAAAAUCUUCUUCACACCAAAACUCACAAGAGGGAAAAAGUGGAAAGAAACGUAAAAGAAAUGAAAAGUGAUGAGCUUAGAUUUGUUUAUUAUGUAUAUAUCAUAUAUAUCCAAAUAUAUUGCUAAGAAUGCAAAAGUGAAAAUGGGAUUGACUUACGGUACUUUUAUUUUUGUACCCCCCCCCCCAUGAACACUGUGACUCAGAAUCAGAAGUCUGUCUUUUCAACAAAUACAUUAUUUUUUUAACUCCUCAAAAACCUAAAAAUUCUAGACUUAAUCAAAUAUAUUGCUAAAAAUGCAAAAGGGAAAAUGGGGUUGACUUACGGUUCUUUUAUUUUUGUACCCCCCCCCCCCCAUGAACACUGUGACUCAGAAUCAGAAGUCUGUCUUUUCAACAAAUACAUUAUUUUUUUAACUCCUCAAAAAGCUAAAAAUUCUAGACUUAACAUAAGUUAAUAAGGUCUCCAGCUUUGGUACAAACUCAUAAAAAAACAUCUAUUUUAAUGUUAAAAUCUUUGGAUGACCAGUAGUCCUACUAAAUCAGCGCUCAUAUGUCAUUACAUCUUCAAUUAAAAAGGUUAAAAUAUGCAAAUAAUUAAAAUGCUAAAUAAAAAAACAGAAUAAAUAAUAAAACUAACUAAAUUGAUAUCAUUUUAUCCUUUCUCUCACUUGUCUUUUUAAAAUCGAUUUCUUUUUCUAUUGAAAUGAAGAAUGAAUAAGUUUAUUUGAAUAAAUCAGGCAUUUGCGGGCAAAAAUAUUAGGCCAUCCCUGUAUUAAAUUGGUGUAUGAUUGCCUCAACUAAUGGGGAACCUACUAAAAAAAUGCAAAUACUGUAAAUGAAGUAAUUUAUUGAGAGAUCCAACUGUAAAAUUCUUAAUUGUUGAUCUUUAACUUUUAACUUUAACACCUAGAAUAGUUUUGGAUUUCCUAAAUAUUUAUCUGCAUUGCUAAAUUUUUUCACAAUGCAAGCUUCUAUCUAUCAUGCGGCUUACAAAAUAUGUCAUGAAACUCUUUUGAGAAGAACCAAAAAAGAAUAGAAACAUUGUUCCAUUUGUAUUGAAUGAACAAAGUAAUUUUAUGCAUUUUACUUAAUAAAUGCUUUGAUGUAUGACUGUAGUGUAGUAAUUGAUGUGAAUGAUGUAAAGUGAUCUUGUAAUAGUGUUAAUAAAUUUUACCUUAAAUGGUUUAUUUUUUAUUAUUCAUUAAAUUAUGAUUAUGAUGUUGAUAAAAUGAAAUAAUUAAUAACACUGAUGUUUUUCAUCAUUGAUUAAUUUCUUAUUAAAUGAGCAGCAUGUUAUUUUUUGUGUAAUUAAAUCUUAUUUUUUUAUAUAUAUAUUUUUUUAAUAAUGCUCCUUUUUAAAAAAUAUAUAUUCAUAAUUCCGGGCAGUAUUGUUUGUCAACAUUGCUUUCAUUAGGGUUCCAUAAUUUAACUAUUGAGACAAAUAUAUAUUAUAAUUUAAUGAUGGCAAAUUCAAAACAAAUUCAUAAUGUAAUUUAAUUUUGGGUUUUAAUGAAUUUAAGGUAACUAAGACAUGAAGCAGAAAUUUAGCCUUGAAAGUUAAAGAGACAACAAAUUGGUCAAAGGGAUUAUUUUAUUGUGAUAACAACAAUUUUCAUUAUCCAGUAGUAAACAAUUAACUGGUUCUCACAUGUACAAAUAUGAACUAUCGGGUAACUGCAGCAUUUUAAAUAUCUCUUAACUUUGAAAAAAUCCAAAUAAACAUAAA
Molecule: messenger RNA, 5875 nt
Organism: Lymnaea stagnalis (great pond snail)
Lineage: Eukaryota; Metazoa; Mollusca; Gastropoda; Lymnaeidae
Source: the annotation of a GenBank genome assembly